This is a messenger RNA of Apiotrichum porosum, 1101 nucleotides long. It is a transcript of the gene POS5, whose product is annotated as NADH kinase pos5. NCBI's taxonomy places the organism in Eukaryota, Fungi, Basidiomycota, Tremellomycetes, Trichosporonales, Trichosporonaceae. Gene Ontology annotation, molecular function: NAD+ kinase activity. Bases 1 to 1101 code for a protein of 366 amino acids. The record is from RefSeq and is a predicted model, not a curated record. Gene Ontology annotation, biological process: NAD+ metabolic process; NADP+ biosynthetic process. The transcript is spliced from 7 exons.
AUGCAGCCACCAACCGUCCAGGAAAUCGUCGACAAGCCGCGGCUCCAAUCCUCCCACCCCAGCCUAUCCGAGCCUGGUCCUUCAUCGCCGCCCUCCUUUGGAGGCCCCAAUGACAUGAUCCACCGUCACCGUCUGAUGCUCUGGAGUGCGCCGCCCACAAACGUGCUGCUGAUCCAGAAAGUCAAUGACGAGCGCACGCGCAUGGCCAUGAGUGAGGUGCUCAAGCACAUAUCUGAGAAAUAUCCCCAACUCAACCUCAUCGUCGAACCCCACACGGCGCGUGAGAAUCCCGAGUUUGACGACCUGAUUGUGGUCGAGCCGCAGGACACGCACCUCCUUCCAGCUCAUACCCACCUCGUCCUCACCCUCGGCGGUGACGGUACCGUGCUGCACGUCUCCAACCUCUUCUCGUCCGGCGAAUGUCCCCCAGUGCUAUGCUUCUCAAUGGGCAGCCUGGGUUUCUUGCUGCCCUUCCACAUUGACGCCUUGCCACGCGCAUUGGAAGGAGCCCUCACUGGCCCCGUGACGUUGCUCAACCGCUUGCGUCUGGCAGUACACCCACUCAAUCCUGAGGGAGGUGUUCUGGACCGAUGUGGCCGAGUCGCAGACGAAGGAUGGCAAGUCAUGAACGAGGUGACGCUGCAUCGAGGUCGGCACCCACACUUGACUGUGGUGGACGCAUACUUUGACGGGCAACACUUGACAGAGGCGACAGCCGACGGCCUUCUCCUUUCCACCCCAACGGGAUCGACAGCGUAUUCGCUCUCCGCUGGCGGCCCGAUCUCACACCCCGAGACGGACGCACUGCUCCUCACCCCCAUCGCGCCACGUUCACUCUCCUUCCGCACCGUCGUCUUGCCUGGCAAGGGCACCGUUCGUCUCGAGAUCUCGCCUCGUUCCCGGUCCCCUGCGGAGCUGUCCAUUGACGGUCGCGAGGUCUGCGAGCUGGGCGCGCACGAGUCGGUUGUGAUUCGCAAGUCGCCAUACCCCAUCCCGUGUAUCGAGCGGCCAGGCGGUGGAAGCUGGGUUAGAGAUAUCAAUUCGCUACUCCAGUUCAACACAGGCUUCAAGAACAAGAGUCUCAUGAAGUACCACAGUUAG